GGGAGCUCAGCAGUCUCUCCCAGCUGAAGGGCUUAUCACACUCCUAGACCUCCUGCCCUUCACCAACAACAUGAGAAGCUCUCUGGCUAUCUUCUCGGUUCUCAUCAUGGCCACUGCCUUCUGCUAUCAGGUGUCUUCAUUAACAGUUGGGUCUGACACUCCCACUGCUUGCUGCUUCUCCUACACCUCCCGGAAGAUCCCUCGAGCAUUUGUGGUGGAUUUUUAUGAGACCAGUAGCCAAUGCUCCCAGCCAGCCAUCAUAUUCCUCACCAAAAGGGGGCACCAAGCCUGUGCCAACCCUAAGGAGCCAUGGGUCCAGAAGUAUGUCAAAGAGUUGAAGUGAAGGAAGGCCUGGAAGCAUGGGAGAAAGAGUUCAAGUUCCUGUUGGGUUGAGGAAUGAGUUACCUGAGCCAGAAAAGUCUCUACUGUCCCCAGUGGCAACAUCUGAGUCAAGCUGGCCUUGACUCAAGGCUCUGGAAUGUCCCCUGACUUUAAUUUAAACUACUUUAUCAUAUUUAAUGUUCAUAACUUAUUUCUAGUGUUGAAUUGUGUUAUUUAUCAGAUGCUUGUGAGGAGGGCCCACGUGCCAUUCUCUCCCUCCACCUCCCUGACCCUCACCUCAAUGUCUGAUCUCAUGGUGCUAGUGUCUGUAUGACACUGUGACAAAGUGACUGAUCCACGGGUAUCUCUGGAACAUCUGCUAUGAGCCAUGGCUUUCUUUGCCCAGACGCUUUGAAGAGAAUAAAGUUAUAUUUUUAAAAGAAAUAAAUAAAGCUACUUUGGACU
Trichosurus vulpecula (common brushtail) is the source of this 786-nucleotide messenger RNA. RefSeq names its product C-C motif chemokine 4-like. Gene Ontology annotation, cellular component: extracellular region. The record is from RefSeq and is a predicted model, not a curated record. Gene Ontology annotation, biological process: lymphocyte chemotaxis; cellular response to interleukin-1; cellular response to type II interferon. NCBI's taxonomy places the organism in Eukaryota, Metazoa, Chordata, Mammalia, Diprotodontia, Phalangeridae. Bases 71 to 343 code for a protein of 90 amino acids. The transcript has 3 exons. Gene Ontology annotation, molecular function: chemokine activity; CCR chemokine receptor binding.